Molecule: messenger RNA, 1337 nt
Organism: Hordeum vulgare subsp. vulgare (domesticated barley)
Lineage: Eukaryota; Viridiplantae; Streptophyta; Magnoliopsida; Poales; Poaceae
Product: transcription factor VIP1-like
Exons: 4
Coding region: 82-1053 (323 amino acids)
Biological process (GO): regulation of DNA-templated transcription
Cellular component (GO): nucleus
Molecular function (GO): DNA-binding transcription factor activity
Source: RefSeq, a predicted model, not a curated record
CGCAUACGCCCGCCCGCAUCUACUCCCCCUCCGACUCCGAGCGAACCCCGCGCCGACCUUGACCGGAGCUUGACUGCCGCCAUGGACCCGCGCUUCCCGCCGCCGGCGCCGUCCUCUGCUGGCGGUGCGCCGCGCGGCCACCGGCGGGCCCACUCCGAGACCUUCAUCCGGUUCCCCGACGCGGACCUGCUGCUCGACCCGGACAGCGACUUCUCCUUCUCCGACCUCGACUUCCCCUCCCUCUCCGACGACUCCCCCGCCGUCUCCUCCGAUCCCACCCCGCCUCCCCCGCCGCUGCCGCCGCACCAGUCCCCGUCGCCGGCGCCGCGCCCGCCCGGUGCCGGGGGCGCGCAUAUGAGGAGCCUCUCGCUCGACGCCGCCUUCUUCGACGGCCUCGCGCUGCAGGGAGGAGGCGGAGGCGGGGCUGGGCAUAAGAGGAGCGGCUCCAUGGAUGGAGCAAGCUCGCCGUCCGACGGCGAGUCUGCGCUGUCCGGUGGGCUACCGGACUACGCCAAGAAGGCCAUUCCCGCGGAGAGGCUCGCUGAGCUCGCGCUCCUCGACCCCAAGCGCGCUAAGAGGAUUUUGGCCAACAGGCAGUCGGCCGCGAGGUCCAAGGAGAGGAAGAUCAAGUACACCGGCGAGCUGGAGAGGAAGGUGCAGACGCUGCAGACAGAGGCGACCACGCUCUCUGCACAGCUCACGCUUCUUCAGAGGGAUACUUCCGGUUUAACUGUUGAGAACAGAGAGCUCAAACUCCGGUUGCAGUCCAUGGAAGAACAAGCCAAACUUCGAGAUGCUCUGAAUGAUGCCUUGAGAGAAGAAGUCCAGCGGCUUAAGAUAGCGGCAGGUCAAGUUCCAAGCAUGAAUGGACACCCCUUCGGUGGAGGGCUACAGCAGCAGCAGCAGCAAAUGCAGAACUAUUUCUCGCAGCAGCAGCAGAUGCACUACCAAGGCCAUCAGCAUCACCACCCCCAAAACCACCCUCAGAAUUCUUCGAACGGAGGCCAGUCGCUCAGUGGCCAGUCUCUAAGCGACUCCAUGGAUUUCAUGUGAGGGCAACGUUGGGACGCAUACCGAUCACAGUUCGGUAGCUGUAAAGAUAACUGAUGUAUACUGUAUGCACAUGAAUCAUUCGUAGGGUAGCUAGAUGUUCUUUGUACCAUUAAUCAAGAAAAUCAUCGGUGUGUGUCGCAGUUGAUCAUCUCCCUUUUUCUUUCGGGGUACAUGCAUGCCUUAGCCCGAAGUCUGAACGAACCAUGCUUAACAUGCUGCCUGUAGUUGUCACCCUGUAAAGGUGUUAUAGUGAAUGGAAUGAUUUCUGGUUGGAAAUCUUAAAA